AUGUCAUCCUCAUCAUCGGCUCCCACGGCGAUUAUCACAGGCGGCAGUGGUGACAUUGGCGCUGCCGUGGCGGAGAUGCUUGCGGGCAGCGGCUGGAAUGUUGUCAUCAAUUAUAGCCAGUCGCAGGAGAAGGCAGAGGCCGUGGCGGCAGUGUGCCGGGCGCACUGUGUUGGGCGAGAUAAUGCGCGCACGGUCCAGGGCAGCGUCGCAGAGGACGGCGACUGCCGCCGCAUCGCUCAGCUGGCCAUGGAGGCGUUUGGCCGUAUCGACGCGCUGGUCAACAAUGCCGGCGCGACCAAGUUCUGCGCCCACGACGAUCUCGAAGGGCUCUCUGCGGAGGACUUCCAGUCGCUAUACGCCAUCAACACAGUCGGGCCAUUCCAGGUGACGCGCGCCUGUGUUCCCCACAUGGCGGCCGGCAGCUCUGUGGUGAAUGUGAGCUCCGUGGCAGGCAAGGCGGGCACCGGCUUGUGGACUAGAUGCUGGAUAACACGCCGCGCUGGCGCGCUAAACUCGCUGACGCUGAGCCUUGCGCGCGCUCUCGGACCCAAGGGGAUCCGGGUCAACGCCGUCUGCCCCAGCGUGAUUGAGGGCGAGUGGAUGCGCCGGGGGAUGGGCGAGGAGCGAUUCGGCGCUUACUUUGACGAGUUCCGCAUGCUUGCUCCGAUGCGGCAGACAGUGCUAGAUGCGGACUCGCCUAGGAGAUUUGGAGACUAG
Molecule: messenger RNA, 717 nt
Organism: Emiliania huxleyi CCMP1516
Lineage: Eukaryota; Haptophyta; Isochrysidales; Noelaerhabdaceae
Exons: 3
Coding region: 1-717 (238 amino acids)
Source: RefSeq, a predicted model, not a curated record